CUACUCAUCGGCGUCUUAGCGGACACAAGAGCGCGGUCGGAAUCGGACGAAGUAAGGCAGCGCUCCCGUAAAGCAGCCGAGCUGCUGAUGUUUAUCGCAUGUGACCUCGCAGCGGCGGGGAUGCGCGUGCGCUCGAUGGAGAUCGUGAAUGCGCUCGUACAGACUCACAGUGUGCCUCCCAGUGCGGUAUACCAUGCGAAUCUCAUGUCGACGGACUUCUCUCUCAUUGUGUUGACUAUGUCGGUGCAUUCUGCUCUUCACUUAGGAUGGCGGUCAACAGCUGGUAAACUCAUGAUCAAGGCUCUCUUGGAGGGUCCAGAAGACAGUCGCGAAAUAGCCGCACUCGCCGCGGAGGUUUUGCGGAUGCUGGUCGACGUCCCUGAUGAGUCGGAUUCUGGAUUCUCCGCAUCCAUACUGGUGCAGCUCAUGACCCGCUACAGUUCGUAUCCCAUUCCUCACUACCUGAUACAAGCCUUCUAUGCUGGUACACAGCUUCUCAACCAACCUCACCUUGCUGAGGUCGUCUAUUCUGUCUCGUUUGCGCCACAGAUCGCCUACCCGCCUCCUCAAGGGCGUCUACUCGUCUGGUUCAUGAAGCACCUUACAAAGAAGAGCAAGAACGCUCAUCUAGCGCGGCAGCUCGCGACGCAUGUUGUGGAAGCACAGAUCCCGCUACCUGUGCUGGACCGCGGGCGCUUCAUCGGGCUAAUCGCCUCGCAGGGAUUCGCAACGCAGGCACGCGCGCUUUGGGAGAGGUACGCUUUGGUGGAAAGCAGCAAUGAUGGGAACUUCGUCGUGGGCUCCGCGGGUGCGAUGCUUCGUGUCGUGAGUCUAUUCACGAGCUUGGCGAGACGGGAGCGAUCUGCGCGACUGGACAAUGCUGAGGAGGAGGAGAAGCUGCCUGAUAGUGAGGUGGUGGAUAUGGCCGCAUCGAUGCCGCUCGAGGGCGAGGACGAAGCAUUCCCGCCACGGGAGUUUUGUUGGCCUGCGCAGGGACCUAGACUUGAACCAGCGAAGUCAGUCUCGACUGGAAACAAGCCUCAAUCUGUAGACCCUGCAUCCUCAGCGGAUGUCACUCGUGCUGGAGCACCGACUGUUGAUCCUGCUGCGCUCGGCGAGGUCCAUGGUGCCACCCCAAGCGAGCCCAUCGGUCAUGACACAUUAGAUACUUGCCCGUCAGGAGCCGCCGACCAUCCCCAGGAGCAUGUGGGAGCGCCCCCGAGCGAGAAAGUACCCGCGCCGGACGCAGCCUCGACCGCGACAGUCAUCGAGGACGGGGAAGCCGAUUUCAAAGAGUUCGCAACGCGCGUGUUCAAAACGUAUUAUGCGAGUCGGCGACCGCUGAUACAUGCGCACCACUUCGAGCUCAACGCACUCGCGCGUGCGGCGUUCAUGUUGGGGCGGCUGGAGGAGGGCCUGCAGAUAUUCCAGCUGAUGCUGAAACGGCGGCAGGUGCCAGACCUGGUGGAUGUGAACGUCGUGCUGGAGAUGCUGGCGCAGUACAACCCCACGGCGGCUGCACGUGUGCUGGAGCGGAUGGUCACGGUGGGGCAGACGAUGGGGACGCUGAUCCGGGGGUUGAUCGAGACGGACGAGGACCGACGCAAUGAUUCCAGGCACGCGCUGAAGACGGUGCAGGAUCUGGUGGACUUGCUGCUAAAGGCAGGACAGAUACCGUCGCCGAACAUGGGGCGCGACUGCGUGAUCGCGGCGAUGCGGACGGAAGACGCGGAGGCGGCGUUCUGGUUUUGGGACAUGCUGAUGCGUGACAAGGUAGAGUGGGAGGAUGAGAUGCAGACGAAGCUGAGGAAGGCUAUCGCGAGGUUGGUGCGGCGGCAUUGGCGUGCGGGGCGGGUGAUGGACGUGCAUGCGAGGAUGAUGCUGGUGCAGAUGCGCGAGAGGCCGAUCAUGGGACGCGGGCCUGGUAGGCGUGUUCCCGAGCGGAGGCGGAAGGCUGCUGCAGGUGGGGGGAAGAAAAGCUAAAGGCCGCAGACUAUUCGGAGGUAGUCCGGUCUUGAGAUCUUGCGAUAUCAGUGCAACACGGUGUGGGGGAGUGUAUGAUCCAUGAUGCAUACCGCAUCGGUUCAGGGACUGGCGAGGCGCACGGUAACCACAGUAGAUCGGAAUGAAAAGUCGUCCGUACAUAUAUAGAUAGAUGCAUGCAUUACAAUCUAAUGUAUUAUUAGCAGCAUAUACCAUUAGCUCGCCGUAAUCAAGCUAUCCACAUCCUCCGCUCUGAUGACCAGCCACUAAUAACGUCAACAGCUGUUG
This is a messenger RNA of Laetiporus sulphureus 93-53, 2271 nucleotides long. RefSeq lists its product as uncharacterized. Gene Ontology annotation, molecular function: protein binding. The transcript has 2 exons. NCBI's taxonomy places the organism in Eukaryota, Fungi, Basidiomycota, Agaricomycetes, Polyporales, Laetiporaceae. The record is from RefSeq and is a predicted model, not a curated record. The coding region runs from base 88 to 1983 and encodes 631 amino acids.